UUCAAGAUUUCAUUCGAAAAAAAAAACCUCUCUCUGAGUGUGACAAAUUCUCUCUGUCUCUUUCUCAUGGGGGACAAGCAAGAAUCUUUGUUAAAACCCAAUUCACAAACUGAAGAAGAGAAGAAGAUUCCAGUGUUUACAGUGUUAAAGAAUGGGGCCAUCCUCAAGAACAUCUUUCUUCUUGACAACCCCACAGCUUCAGUUGAAGAAUCAAAGCAAGAAUUUGAAGAGAUAUUGGUAGUUGGAAGACACCCAGAUUGUAAUAUUGUAUUGGAACAUCCAAGUAUUAGCAGAUUUCACCUCCGCAUUCACUCUAAUCCUUGUUCUCAAUCUCUCUCUGUUAUUGAUCUCUCUUCCGUCCAUGGGUCAUGGAUUUCUGGCAACAAGAUUGAACCAGGGGUUCGAGUUGAGUUGAAAGAGGGCGAUAAGAUGAAGCUAGGACGUUCCAGCAGGGAAUACAUGCUUCACUGGAUUCCCAUCAGCCGCGCGUAUGAUUUGGAGAAUCCAUUUGUAGCUCCAUUAGCUGAUGCAGAACCAUUGGAAGAAACAGAGGAGAAAGAACAUCAGGACGAGAGGGGCUUUGCUCUUCAGAAUGAGGAUAAUGAUUUGGUGCAGGGUCUAGAUUCAACGUUUUCCGAUAUGCAUUUGUUGCCAUAUGUAAAAAGUUUGACUCCAUCAGCUCCGCCGAUGCCUGAAGAGAUGAAGUCUCCAUUUCACUUUAGUGAUGAAGAAGUAAACAUAAAUCCACCUGAGAAAAUCCAUGGAGAGAGUGAACUCAGUUUGCUGCAGCCUGCUUACGAACCUGACAAAGAAAACAGCACUCCGCGGGCCCUUCUUGUCUCGGCAGAGUCCCAAACAGAAAAUGCCGAUAGUAGUACCCCAGUAAGAUCUCAGCAAAGAUGUUUGAGCAUUUGGUCUAGAAGGGGAAAAUGUUCCAGUGUUCAGAUUCAAACUGGCAGAGAUAGAUCAAUAAUUGAAAAAGUUGACAUUGAUACUGAAGUUUACUCACUUAAUCAUGAGAAGGUUGCAAUGGAAUCAGUUUCAAAUGAUCCUUUUUCUAGUGGGAACAAGGAUGGAGAAGAAGAUGCCUUCACUCCAGACAAAGAGAACAAUGCUCCUAGUUCCGUGAAAAGCUCGCGUCUUGCUGAUGGACAAGCUAAACAAUCUAUGUUUUCUUCUUGUGUGGAUGAGAAUGGUGAAGAGAAUUUUAAUCUGGACAAAGUGGAUCUUACCCCAAACACUCAUUUGCGAAGGUCAAUGAAGAAGAUGAGCAGUUUGGAGCAAAUUAAGCAUCCAAAAUCUUUGAGAUCUUCCCCAAUGAAAGAGAUUUCUGAUCCCAUACUCCAUCAAGCUGAAGGUCUUGAAUACAACAAGAAAGAGAAGAUCGGAUCAUCUACAAUGCUCUCAAAUAUGAGUAACAUCAGUGAAGAAAUUUUUACUCCAGAUAAAGGGAAUAUGACACCUGAUAAUUGUUCAAUGAGAUCGAAACCAUUCAAGAAAGAAGACUUGAUUGUCAAAGUCCUUGAAGAGCAGAAAUCAGUAAGUGUUGCUUCCAGAAAUAAGGCUAGAUCUGAGAUAACCAUACUGAAGAACAGAACAGAUAGAGUACCACUUCAACCAUUGCUUGUGAACAACCCCCCCAAGACCAAUUCAAAAUCUCCAGUACCGAAAGUCAAGCUGAAUGCUAAUCCAAUCAAGUGUCAAGAAAUUAUGGAGGCAUGCCCAUAUUCUGAUAACAAUGCCAGGGAAGAAAAACGAAGGUGGACAAUGGUAGCGGAUACCACCUCUUUGUUAAACAAAGAGUCAAGAAAAGCUUUGCAGCUUUUGGAAGGUCUCAAAGGAACAUGCCUGAUAAUUCCAAGAAUUGGUAAUGAACCUGUCUUAAGAGAACUGGAUUGCAUGAAGAGGCGUGCUAGUUUUUUCAGAAGAGCAACAGAAGCUUAUGCAGCAUUAGAAUGGAUCGAAAAUUGCAUGGUAAAUGCAAAAUCAUGGGUUCAUGUGCAGAGUUGUGUGGAGGAAACAAGACCAAUGGCACCAACUCCUCCUGCUACUGCACCGCCGUGUUUGUUCAGUGAGGAGAAUGACAUAUUUCCAGUCGGCUCAGUUCUAUCCUCUCCACAUUGGGGUCUACAGGCAAUUGUUUCACCCACAGCAGAGGAUCAUAUCCUUGAAUGUGCCCUCCUCUUUAAAAGAACUAACAGAAAUGGACAACUUGUUCUCCUUAGCAAUGAUCUUACCAUUAAGAUCAAGGCCAUGGCAGAAGGUUUAAACUGUGAGACAGCAGAAGAUUUCCGAGAGAGUCUGGUGAACCCAUUCUCUGAGAGGUUUCUUUGGAAAGACAGCUCUCCAAGGGGAAGCACUUGGUCGUGUGUGGAUGACUUUGUUCUUAAGGAGCCAUACUACCUUGGGCCUCUAAAGAAGACAUCAACAUCAGGGCAGGCGGCAAAAGGCUUGAAGCUGAUAUUGCUUCAUAAUUCUCAUUAUAGGCGGAACUGUUCAGGGAACACAGUUAGCUAGGGAUAGAGAGUUCCCCUUUAUCAAAGAUGUGGAAGCUGAUAUUGCUCCAUAAUUCUCAUCAUAGGAAAAUAUGUUCAGCCAGCUGAACCACUUAGCUGAGUCAGUUUCCCCUUCUUAUCAAACAUUUCGAAGAUGAAUUCAGAUCUUAUGACAACAUCUAAACCUGUAAAUGGCCAUUAUUUCAAUCUUUUGGAACUUCAUUUUAUAAGUUGAGUGAUCAUUCAGGCAACCAACUCUCUGUUUUUCAUUGCAAUGAAAUUGAUUCUAUAUGAUUCA
Molecule: messenger RNA, 2793 nt
Organism: Lycium ferocissimum
Lineage: Eukaryota; Viridiplantae; Streptophyta; Magnoliopsida; Solanales; Solanaceae
Product: FHA domain-containing protein PS1-like
Exons: 6
Coding region: 67-2517 (816 amino acids)
Cellular component (GO): nuclear membrane
Molecular function (GO): protein binding
Source: RefSeq, a predicted model, not a curated record